UAGUGUCCGCUCGGGCCAGUCCGCCAAUCAGAUCGGUUCGCGCCUUGGGCCCGCACGCGCGCGGUUAUCAAAAUGCGAAUGGCUCCAGAGCGGCGGGCGGCGGCAUUAAUUAAACUAUAACAAAAUAACUUAUAGCCGGCCGUAAUCGAGCACGGAGUCAAAGCACAAGCGACCUUCGCGCCGCGAACACAUCCUGCGUGCAUAUAGCACAAUAACAAAACAAAUACAAAGUACACAAUAAAUAAAACGACAAAAACGUCGCGGUCCGGUUUGGCUCUCUUCGUUUGCUUCGCGUUUAUAGCGAAAGAGUUUAAUAAAAACAAAAUUGCUUGUAAAGUGUCUACUAAGUCUUCAGUUACGUUUAAAAUGUAUCCAUGAAUGUGUUGUGAUAAAAUAAAACUAAUAAAAUUAAAUGCAAUUAAAAUUUAAGUGCUCUUCUUGUUAGAAGUUUGAAUUAAAUGUCAAAAAGAUAAUGUUAAUAACAGAACGCGCGAGUGUUGUGUAUUAAGUGAAAUUAUAGUCUUAUAAAGUUAAAGUUACAACAUAAGUAAAUAUAAAGUGACCGUGAAAUAAUUUGCAAGUUUGGUACGGCGGGCGUCCUCUUGAUUACCAUACGACUAUGGCGGGUAGCUGCCGGUGGCUCUUUUGGGCCUUAGCACUAUGUGCAGUGCAGCUCGUGCUGUGUUCUAACCAGGAAGCAGUUGAAGAUACAGUCGCACACGCCUAUGUGCCAUCAUGGAUGUACAAGUGUAUACCAGAAGAGGGUUGCGAGAGGACCACGCACCCUCAACACGAGACCUUGAGGAACGUCUCCACAAUGAUGUUCAACAGCCUGGAUGUCUGCCGAACUGUUUGCGGCCGGUUCGGGGGACUCUGGCCACGGCCCGUCACGGCCGCCAUUGGAAUGCAGACUGUUAAGAUACAUCCUAAUUAUAUCAGAUUCGACUUACAAAGCGUGCCAACAGAAGCUCUGUCGCUGAUGGUGGAAAUGACGAAGCUGGUGGCUCCAGCACUAGUGGCCGAGUGUGAUGGAGAGGUGACAGACAUAGUGGAGACUCCCGUCAUGGUCUACCUCAACGUGAAGAGUAGCAACACCUCGCUAACUUGGAGCACUAGUGAGGAGUAUAAGCUGGAUGUGCAGACUAAAGAAGACCAGAUCUUAGUUCACGUGAAUGCCGAAACGAUAUACGGCGCGCGCCACGCUUUGGAAACCUUCACCCAACUGGUAGCAUCUGACAAACCCACCUUCUCCGACCAGCAUGAAUGCAGCCUCCGUCUUGUGUCUGGUGCUAAGAUCCGAGACAGACCGGUCUACCCUCACAGAGGUCUUCUACUUGAUAGCAGUAGACAUUUUAUACCCAUGGAAGAUGUGAAAAGAACUAUAGAUGGAAUGGCGAUGAAUAAACUGAAUGUAUUCCACUGGCAUGUUACUGAUACGCACAGUUUUCCUUUGGAGUCUACUAGGGUGCCGCAGUUUACAAGGUAUGGUGCAUACUCAGCGAAAGAGAUCUACACGGCUGAAGAAGUUCGGGAGCUGAUCAAGUAUGCUCAAGUGCGCGGUAUUCGCGUGGUCAUAGAAAUCGACUCGCCCGCACACGCUGGUAACGGUUGGCAGUGGGGACCCGAAUACGGUCUAGGGAACCUAGCAGUUUGCGUGAACAAGUGGCCUUGGCGCAGCUUAUGCGUGCAGCCGCCGUGUGGACAGAUGAACCCCGCCAACCCGGCACUGUACCGGGUGCUCGGAGACUUGUACAAGGACAUCGCUGAGGCUUUACCGGCGCCGGCGCUGCUUCACGUCGGAGGUGACGAGGUAUACGUCGAAUGCUGGAACACAACAGAGGAGAUCACAGACUACAUGAAAGAGCAGAACUAUGACCCGAACACUGACGGUUUCUUCAAGCUGUGGGCGGAGUUCCAUCAGAAAGCCUUGAAAGCUUGGGACGAGGCACUUGAGUCUGUCGGAACCCCUAAACAACCCGUCAUGCUGUGGUCUUCUGAACUCACGCAGGCACAUAGGAUCUUCAAACAUCUUGAUAAAGAUAGAUACGUAAUUGAAGUCUGGGAGCCUGUCAGCAGUCCCCUACUGCACCAGCUGAUAAAAAUGGGGUACAAAACGGUGUCCAUUCCUAAGGACAUCUGGUACUUAGACCGAGGUUUCUGGGGGAACACCAAGUAUAACAAUUGGAGGAGCAUGUAUUCACAUACCCUGCCCAGAGGUGAUAAGUUCCUGGGAGGAGAAGUCGCUAUGUGGACUGAAUAUAUUGAUGAACAGGGUCUAGACACUCGCAUCUGGCCCCGCGCGGCGGCGGUGGCGGAGCGGCUGUGGACGGACCCCACGGCCAGCGUGUACGUGGCCGAGCCGCGCAUGCAGCGCCAGCGCGCCCGCCUCAUCAAGCGCGGCCUCAGCGCCGACGCCAUCUCGCCCGCCUGGUGCACGCAGCACGACGGUAAGUGCUUCUAGGAACAUUGCCGCACUGGAGACAAAGAGACACGCCUUGAUAGAUAGAUGAUAUUGUAUUAAAAAGUCAGGUGCCAGCCUUUUUAAACUGGCAGAUUUUCUGAAGUCAUUUCUGAAGUCAUUUCAGCUUUUGAAAAUUCAUACUAUACCCCUAUAAAACAAUUGCAAUGAUUAAUUGAAGAUCUGUAAUAUAUUUUGAAUAACCACAAAACUGAUCCGGCCUUUUUAGCCAUUUACCAAGAUUCAAGAUUUGUCUCAGAUUUGUCUCAGGCAUGCCCAAAAAUUUUUUUGUGUAGGCACACAGUCACUACAAAAUUCGGCUCUUACCAUCUGUAUUAAAUGUAUACGUAGAAUUUAUGGAACUGUGUACCUACCUACUAAUUGUAUACUAUUGUGCCUUAGUCAUAUUCUAAAAUCACCAGCAUUAUAUUAGGUAUGCAAGCAACGUCAAUUCCAUAGGAAAUAUAUUGUUUUUGAUAAAUAUUGAAUGGUAUAUUACUGGUAAAGCAAUUUUCGCCAUUUUUUGUAGUUAAAUUAUCUGAACAAAAUAAUUCAUCAAUUUUCUAUGUAACUACGAUGAUGGUAAGACUUAUAUUAUGUCUUGUAUCGAUCUCGACUAUAGGAACUCUCAAAACAAAUAUUUUUCAAUUUAAUUCAUAAUCUAAAAUUAUGAACAAAUGCAAAAAAAGACUUAAAACGCAAUUUACAAAACGAGGGUUCCUAUUAUCUUUUAUAUAAAUAUUUCUAUAUAUUUAUGAAGCUUAAAAUUUAUUAUAAGUGUACUUAUUAAUUUUUAUAAACGCAGGGCAUUUUGUAAGCAGUGUAAGAACUUACUAAAAUGUUAUUGUACAUUUUCAUAAUAAUAGCUCUAGUGUUAGUAUGCGUAAUUUAUUCCCCUUUAAUUCCAUAUAUUAUUACAAAUAGUCUUAUGUACUGUAAUGACCAACGUGCAUUACAACUAUAUACUGCCAUUUUAAUAUAUUAUUCAGUCAUAUAAUAAUUAUAUACCUGUUUACACAUUUAUAUAAAAAAUUGGUGCUAUGAAAUUGUUAAAAUUGUAUAUAAUCUUUUUGAAUAAGUCUAGGUAUUUGAGGGGCCAUUAUAAAAUAUCGGCUGUACCGACCGAUAUCUUACGUAUAUAUUAAACUUUACUGUUUAUUAAUAUAAACGUAACUAGCAUAAUAUACUAGACUACUUGAAAUAGCAAUGCAAAUUAAUGCAAGUGACUAAUUAGCUAUUAACACUAAUAAUUAGGUUGUAAUAUUUCUGCAAGUACCUAAGUCAUAUCCUAUUUUGUUUGUUAUUUUCCAUUUUGGAUUGUUUUUUUUUUUAUAUUGUAGAACCAGUUCUUAUAUUACGAAGCUACAAUUGUUUAUUUCAUUAUUAUUGGCAGAAUAUAAGGCCUCUGGGUGUAAAUAUUCCUUUGUUAACACUGUUAUAAUAAAUGUACACGUAAAAUUCUGAAAUAUACCGAAUUUAUUGUGAUAUAUUAUAAUUUAGAUUUAUUAUACUUAGUAAUACUGAUCUAUGACAAUUAUAUAAUAAAAUUGCUACUGUAUACAGA
Molecule: messenger RNA, 4022 nt
Organism: Helicoverpa armigera (cotton bollworm)
Lineage: Eukaryota; Metazoa; Arthropoda; Insecta; Lepidoptera; Noctuidae
Gene: Hexo2
Product: chitooligosaccharidolytic beta-N-acetylglucosaminidase
Exons: 10
Coding region: 620-2461 (613 amino acids)
Biological process (GO): glycosaminoglycan metabolic process; carbohydrate metabolic process; protein deglycosylation
Cellular component (GO): lysosome; plasma membrane
Molecular function (GO): beta-N-acetylglucosaminidase activity
Source: RefSeq, a predicted model, not a curated record